GCGAUGGUGGUGGUCUUCCGUCACAGACCUGCUACCCACCAAACACGGGGCUUCGGCAUCGUCGGCGUCAUGUAGUUUCUACCUGCUAAGUUGAAACAAUAAAGGUUGCGGGACCAUAUACUUAUCCCAUCCUUACUUAUCAGAUAAAAACCACUUGGUCAUCCAAGGCGUUCACACCACAUAUUUAGAAGCAUAAGGUUUUAGUUCUGUAGUAAAUAUGUUUCGCCUACUUUUGAGGCUUAGCCUGUUGUGGGCUGUAGCAGAAGCUAUCUUUAAUCUCAAGUUGGGGGAGGACACAACUCUAUUCUGGCAAUUGGACUAUUCCACCGAGGAAUUCAUGGCAGAAAUUCAUACAAACGAGAUAGACUCGAACAUUGGUUGGGUCGGAAUUGGUUUUUCAAACGCGGGCAACAUUUCUGACGGUUCUGGUGAUUUUUGCAUCAUUUGGAAGAGUCAUUUACAAGCUUACUCUAACAAACCGCUGGAGCUCACGGAUGUUUUUGUAAAAAAUGGAACCACUCAAGUUGACAUUGAUCCACAGCAGGAUUGCAAAGACUUCCAGUUUGCAAUAAAUAAUGGGACACUAAAAUGGUCAUUUCGGAGAAAGUUUGUCACGUGCGAUGAAAAACAUGACUAUCCUCUCGAGGAGGGAACCACGCAUUUGCACUGGGCCAAGGGUGCCGGUCCUCUGUUUGACAUUCGUGGGGUAGACAUCAGCGCUGCCAAAGAUUCGGGGUUCAAGAGGAUUCGUUUUCUUAAAAACACAAUCCAACCUCCUCCCGUCAACCCGGCGGAGGACUGGAGUUUCAAAGUGUUGAAUAACAAGGUCAAAAUAGGUCCAGUGGAGACGACGUAUUGGUGUCAAGUUGUGAGGCUACCCGAAGCUCUGCUAAAAACGAAGUUCCACGUUGUCCAGUUUGGUUCACAUGUUCAAAAAGGGAAUGAGGAGCUGGUACACCACAUGGAAGUUUUUCAUUGUCUCGCCGAUGUCAACGUGGAAAUCCCACUCUACGCUGGGCCUUGCGACCAGUCCCCGAAGGAAAUCCGGGUUUGCAGCAAAGUCAUCGGAGCUUGGGCGAUGGGAGCCGAGCCUCUCACUUACCCCAAGGAAGCAGGCUAUCCCAUUGGAGGCACCGACUUUAAUCCCUACGUCAGGUUGGAAAUGCAUUACAAUAAUCCUGCUCUGAAAAGUGAUUGGAUCGAUUCUAGUGGAAUGGAAUUUUGGGUCACGGAGAAACUUCGAAAGUAUGAUGCUGGUGUUAUAGAGCUGGGUUUGGAGUACACGGACAAAAUGGCUAUCCCACCCUCUCAAGAAGGGUUUUUGUUGACCGGCAUCUGCAACGAGGAGUGCACAUCAGUGGGUCUUCCAAAAAAAGGAAUCGUCAUCUUUGCUUCCCAGCUUCACACCCAUUUGACUGGAACUCGGGUAGUCACACGACACUACAGACCCAACAUGGACCCAAAUGAGCCAAACGACGAUUAUCUGGAACUUCCAUAUCUCAACUGGGACAACCAUUAUUCUACGCACUAUCAGGAGAUUCGCCAACUCAAGCUGCCCCGAAGGAUUAUGCCAGGCGAUGUAUUGCUGACAACAUGCCAAUUCCAAACGAGAGAUAGAAAAGGGCCAACCCUUGGAGGGUUUGCCAUUAGUGAUGAAAUGUGUGUCAACUACGUCCACUACUAUCCAAAGAGCAAGUUGGAGGUUUGUAAGAGCUCCGUUUCAAUGAAGUCACUUCGUGAAUACUUUCACUUCAUGGCAGAGAUGGAGGGCCAGAAAAUCAGCCCGGAUGGGCCAAUCUCAUCGGCGUACAAAGGAAUUGAAUGGACCCCUUUCCGAGCAAAAUUACUCUCUGACUUUUACAACAGGUCACCAGUAGACAUGCAGUGUAAUCAGAGUGAUGGUUCGAGAUUCAUGGGCUCGUGGGACGCCAUGGCACAACCUCCGUUUCCAACUUUGCCCCCAGCUUUUGAUCCUAACGAGGAAUGCUUCCUCACGUCUCCGGUCGAGGUAGAGAAAGAGCUCUUGGCCAAUGUUGGCAAUCAACAAGAACAAACUCCUGCACAAGAGUUUUUGGCGAAUCAGAUUUUUCACAAUCGCCACGAUUGAUCAGGAGUAGAACGAGUUGUUGUUUGCUAUUCCUGCAGAUAAUCAGUUCAGCAGCCAGAACUGUUUAACUGCAGGAUGUCUAUACUAUUCAUUAUAUUGACUAAAAAUAUCCGUCCCCGAAUAUAUCAAAAAUGGAUGGUUCGUUUUAGUCAAUCUACUGAACCUACAUAUAUUGAACACAACUAAUAAUGAACAUUUAAACUUCUUGCAUCUUCUUAAAUGCAGUUAUUUCUUCAAUCACGUCAGUUAUCGAUUGAGAUCCAUAAGUAUAUUCUAAUCACUAUAUCUAUAUGUGCUUUUAAUUAAUGGUCAGCAAAAUCUAAAUAUUUAAUCGUUGUUAUUAAGCAAGUAAAAUAAAGACAGCUUUAUGUGCAAUGCAUCAUAAAAUCAUAAA
Molecule: messenger RNA, 2501 nt
Organism: Folsomia candida
Lineage: Eukaryota; Metazoa; Arthropoda; Collembola; Entomobryomorpha; Isotomidae
Product: tyramine beta-hydroxylase
Exons: 15
Coding region: 218-2107 (629 amino acids)
Biological process (GO): octopamine biosynthetic process; dopamine catabolic process; norepinephrine biosynthetic process
Cellular component (GO): secretory granule membrane
Molecular function (GO): dopamine beta-monooxygenase activity; copper ion binding
Source: RefSeq, a predicted model, not a curated record